AUCGAAAUAAUGCGGUCCGUCCAGCCACGAAAAGCCAUCCACCACCACCACCACCACCAUCCGCGGCAGAGGGUCAGGAGUGCGAGUGUGAAAAGGAUCAACGGAAGCGCUUGUUGAAAGGUCGAAGUGCUUAUCUUCUCCUCUCGCCCCUAGCUGUCUUGAAGGUGAUGAUGAGGUGAGAAACGGCACGCGACGUAAUUGUUGUACACACUCGACCUGCGUCGUCGAUCAAUCCUCCCUCUCCCUCCCCAUCCCGCUACCUGCGUCUAUCCAGCAGCAUCGCAAAGAAGUUCGCAUCAAGAAUUAUUCACUUACCUGUGGAUCUCCUGCUGUCGGGAUUGCCACAAAAAGUCGAACCCCGACUGCCUGAUACAUUGGAACCGGAAUGCAUUGAGAAAGAAUCACGUCAUACGGAACGGAAGAAGGAUAUAUAGCCAGCCAUGGCACAACUCUGGUACAUGCCAUUCCCACCAUCGAUGACUGGUCUCAAUAGCAACAACCCGUAUCGCCGCAACAGCACUCCUCUCCUCCAACCACCACAAUCCCAAGCCGAGAUGACUGCCUCCGAAUUCAUCCUCCACGAAGGCAAACGCAGCGAUAGCGUAUCCAGCUCAUCGGACGAAAGCACACCAAGGUCUUCCUCAGCAUGUCCCGCCUACGUCCCAGCGAUCCCAUCUUCCGCCAUUCGCAGAAACAGUGCUCUCGCCGCACAUAGGAAUCCACGAGUCUACAACAUCCAGAACGUCAGGACUCGAUCACUCGGCUACGGAGCCGGUGUAGUUUUCGAACGAGACUUCACCGCUCGACCCACGGACGAAGAUGUCAUUAUCGUCACCGUCAAGCUUUCCAACAAAUUCCGCAGAGGAUCGCUGGAAGGCUGUGAAGAUCUCCCCAGUCGUCCCCAUCCACGCUCCUUCCUCCGCCGUCUCUCAACCCGAAUGGCGCCAGGCCUCGAUCAUUCGGCCGAGAAAGAAGAGAGGUAUAAAGCGAUCAAGAUGCCUAGGGGCGAGUAUAAGAGGUAUUUCGCAAGAGAUAGGAAUGGGAAUUAUGCGGGCACGGAACCUGAGAGGGAGUGGGAUGAGGAGGAUCUUAUGAAGGAGUAUGGGGAGUAUCAGGAUCUUCCGCUCAGCGCUAUUCUUUGCUGA
Messenger RNA from Pseudocercospora fijiensis CIRAD86, 1145 nucleotides. RefSeq lists its product as uncharacterized. The transcript is spliced from 2 exons. The record is from RefSeq and is a predicted model, not a curated record. NCBI's taxonomy places the organism in Eukaryota, Fungi, Ascomycota, Dothideomycetes, Mycosphaerellales, Mycosphaerellaceae. The coding region runs from base 441 to 1145 and encodes 234 amino acids.